UUGCACUAACGCACAAAGACAAGAAGUCAUGUCUGUGAGUAGAAAGACGACGGACGCCUUGCCUCAAACUGAGGGUGACGGUGAUUAUGCAAAGCACAACACCCCUAACAGCAGGUCCUGCACUUCCUCCAAACCGUGCUGUGGCUCGCACCGGCAACAUGACUCGUGCUACGAAGACUCGAUUGACUCGCUCAAAGGCAAGACCUCGCAGAGCAAGUCAUCAGACAGGGGGCAGAGGUCAAAACAAGGUCGGGCAAAGACGGGUAAAAAAAGUCUGGACAAUCAUCAAACUCCAUACAAGCCCUUGCAGACAAGGCUUGAGAAUGACAUACUGAUGAACACCAAGGCCCUGAAGAGCCAGGUGUGGGACCUGCAACGGCAACUGUCUGAGGCACAUAAUGAGAACAAACUUCUGAAGCGUGUCCAGCAUCGCUACAUGGUGGCACUGAAGCACUUUGAAGACUCAGAGGACAACAUCACUGAGACAAUCACCAAGCACAGGAACGAGGUUCGGGCCCUGCGAGCGCAUCUCCAUGACACCCGCAGGUGCAGGAAUCACCUGUUGAAGAAGCUACGGGCCACAGAGUACGAGUUGCAGACCACAAAAAACUCCCUGCAGCAUCUGCAGAAACUCAGCCAGGAUCAAAGCCUGCUGGAGAAAGAGGAGCUUGUCCGCAUGCUGGACAAAGCCACUGCCGAGCUCGAGGAGAAGGACAAGAAGAUUCUGUACCUGGAGAGGGACUUUCAGCUGUGCAAAGACUCAUUCAAUCGCCAGUUAGCAAGUAUGAAGAGAAAGCUCAGCCAGGCAAAAAGCUUUUCCACCGAUCUACAGGAGCAGAUUUGUCUGUUGACCAAGGAAAAUGAAGAACACACAAAAAAGCUACAAGCACACAAUAUUUACUCCAAUCGAUUUGUGAAAGGAGCACCCAAACUAGACAAAGAAAACAAGGUGGUUCAGACUCAUGGGUUAAUUCUUCUCCCCGUUUACCACUCACCUUCCCCUCGAGGUGUUUCUGAAAUAAAGGUUUCUUUUGAAACAAAACAUCAAGAAACCGCUAGUAAUGUCAUGUCAGAGGAGAGUUACCUGGAGGUUACAGAUGUCAAUAUAGACAAUUUCUCCUCAGAGUCAGAGGAGGAGUUAUUCGAGCUAUUCGAAGAGCCAGUAAGGUCAGAUUUUGAGAUAUUAGAAAAGCCAGUAAAGUCAGAAUCAGUGAUAUUCAAAGAGCCAGCAAAGUCAAAAUCAGAUAUAUUCGAAGAGCCAGUAAAGUCAGAAUCUGGGAUAUUAGAAGAGCCACUGAUGUUACCAGAAAUGCAGAAAAUAGAGGAACGUGAAAGCAAUGAGACGUCUCUGAAUACAACCCAGUCAAAUAGACGAGAACACAUGCAACCACAGAACCCACAAAUCAAAAAGAGCCUUACCUUUCAAACCCCUCAGAGCCUGCUCAAACUAACCUGCUCGAGGCCUGAAAGGCACGGGUCCUCGUGAAUGUAUCUAUCAAUAUUGUACGAUAUAGAAAAUAGCAAACUAUGCAGCAGUAACCUGUAGCCCUG
Messenger RNA from Solea solea (common sole), 1551 nucleotides. RefSeq names its product lebercilin-like protein. Gene Ontology annotation, cellular component: axoneme. The transcript has a single exon. Gene Ontology annotation, biological process: intraciliary transport. The record is from RefSeq and is a predicted model, not a curated record. Lineage: Eukaryota; Metazoa; Chordata; Actinopteri; Pleuronectiformes; Soleidae. Bases 29 to 1486 code for a protein of 485 amino acids.